ACUGUCCAUGAGGAAGGUGGAUAUGAGCACGUUACGAGAAAGAAAAAAUGGGCCAUGGUGGCUAGAAAGAUGGGUUAUGCCGCUGGCAAGUCAGCACCUACUCUGUUAAGAAUGAAUUAUGAGAAGUUCUUGUACCCAUAUGAUAUCUUCUUAAUUGGAGCAUUUACUGGGGACCCUGUGCCAACUGCUGAUCAGUUGAAAAAAGAAGAAAAAGACAAAGACUAUACCCCGUCAGUUUCAACAAAUACAAAUUACCAGGCAGCUAGACGAACGAGGAGAGCUAAACUUGAUGAUGAUGAAGAAAAUUCUUCAAAUAUUGACUAUGACAGCAAUCCAGAGUUGAGGAAGUUGCAGUUUCUUGCUCCUGGACCAAAAAUGGCUGGUGUGGUGGCCAAAAAAGAAGAUAAAAAUCUCCUGACCCACGUUCCAGAGCCAGAAAUCAAAAGAGAAUCAAUUGACUCCAAAACCUCUCCCAGCAAGAACACCUCACCAAUCAAGACCAUCUCACCAAGCAAGACAAAAUGUGUGGGAACAGAUGUCAGCAUUGAUAGCUCACCUGCAAAGUCAACCAGGUUUAGCAAACAAAAGGACAGUGGCAAGCUAAAAAUGGAAAACAUUAAAAUAGGAAAAGAACCUGAGCUCACAAGACGUCGUCCAGUCAGACAAGCUAGUAAGACUCAGUCUGUAUGGGUUGAGGAAUAUGUCUGCCAAGUGUGUACAAAAGGAGAUUCAGAAGAUUCAAUGUUACUAUGUGAUGGAUGUGAUGAUAGUUAUCACACAUACUGCCUUAUACCGCCACUUACUACUGUACCCAGAGGAGACUGGAGAUGCCCUAGAUGUGUUGCUGAGGAAUGUAAUAAACCACAAGAGGCCUUCGGCUUUGAACAAGCCAAACAGGUCUACACUCUGCAGUCAUUUGGUGAAAUGGCUGAUCAAUUUAAAAAAGAGUACUUCAAGAUGCCUCCCCGGGAGGUGCCAACACAAGUAGUUGAGAAAGAGUUCUGGAGGCUAGUAAGCUCAAUGGAUGAGGAGGUUCAAGUAGAGUAUGGAGCAGAUCUUCACACAGCAAAACAUGGCAGUGGCUUCCCAAGGAAGGGUUUUACAUCAACCAGUGAAGAAGAGUAUUUUGCUAAUUCACAGUGGAAUCUCAAUAACAUGGCUAAUCUUGAAAAAUCAGUACUGUCUCACAUUAGUGCUGACAUCUCUGGAAUGAAGGUUCCAUGGCUAUAUGUUGGCAUGUGUUUUAGCAGCUUUUGUUGGCACAAUGAAGAUCACUGGAGUUACUCCAUAAACUAUAUGCACUGGGGGGAGCCCAAGACAUGGUAUGGCAUCCCUGGAGAUGCUGCAGAAGAAUUUGAAAUGGCAAUCAAAGAAGCAGCUCCAGAGCUAUUUGAAGAACAGCCUGACCUGCUUCAUCAGUUAGUUACCAUAAUCAAUCCUAAUGCCCUGACUGCCAAGGGUGUGCCUGUAGUCAGAACCAACCAAUGUGCUGGGGAGUUUGUAGUGACUUUCCCUAGGGCAUAUCAUGCUGGAUUCAACCAGGGCUUCAACUUGGCUGAAGCUGUCAACUUUGCUACUGCUGAUUGGCUUCCCAUCGGACGCAAGUGCAUUGAACACUACAAAGAAAUGAGCAGAAACCCUGUAUUCUCCCACGAGGAGCUUGUGUGCAAGAUGGCUGCUGAUCCAGACGGUCUAGACCUAGACCUUGCUAAGGCAGUAUAUGAUGAGCUGUCUGUCAUUGUUGAGGCAGAAAUCAAGAAAAGAACUAAACUAUUAGAACAGAAUACUAAGGAAUUUGAGCGGCCUGAAGCUUUUGAACUGCUUCCUGAUGAUGAAAGACAGUGUAAUAUCUGUAAAACAACUUGCUUUAUGACUGCUGUCACCUGCACUUGUGAUCCAGAAAGACUUUCAUGCAUUGAUUGUGCUAAUGAAUUUUGUUCCUGCCCAGCCUAUAAGAAGACACUAAGGUAUCGAUAUACUGCAAAAGAACUGCCUUCCAUGUUGCUCAAGCUCAAGAAGAGAGCUGAUUCGUUUGAUAAUUGGGCACGGGAAGUCAAAAGGGCUCUGGAGCCAUGUGAAAAUAAAGUUGGUGUUGCUGAACUGAAAGAACUUGUCGCAACAGCAGAACAGAGUCAGUUCCCAGAAUGUGAUCUUUUACAGUUACUUAAAUCAACACUAGCUGAAGCUGAGAGGUGUGCAAGUGUGGCUUUACAGCUAGUGAGUAGAAAGCACAGGACACGCCAUAACCUACCCACAUCAGUUGUGCAGGCACCUAAACUGAGUCUAGAUGAGCUACAGGCCUUCAGGCAGCAGCUAGAAGGGCUUCCCUGUGUUAUCCGUGAAGCUGAUUUAGUUCAGGAUCUGAUGACCCAUGUUGAAAGCUUCCAGUGUGAAGCACAGAAGGUUCUACAAGACACUGUAGUAGACAAGAUUAGACUACAACAACUACUGGAUACCGGGGCCGGUCUGGAUGUCGAACUACCAGAGAUACCUAAACUGAAACAGGAAUUAUGUCAAGCCAAGUGGUUAGAACAAGUGGCAAUAACGCUAGAAAACACAGAGGCGGUGUCUUUUGAUACCUUACAAGAAUUACUGACAACUGGACAAACUUUGACUCAGAAAUCUGCUGUUGCGAAGGCUGUUGGUGAACUACGAGAACUUGUGAACCGUGGUGAAAAAUGGGAAGAAAAAGCCAAACUAUGUCUUCAAGCAAGGCCUCGACACGUUAUGGCCACAGUAGAUGCUAUCGUCAAGGAAGCAUCCAAUGUACCUGUUUACUUACCUAAUGUCAGUGCACUGAAGGAAUCGCUAAGAAAGGCUACUGAAUGGUCCGAAAAAGUCGAUAAAGUACAGAAUGACGUAUACUAUCCAUAUUUGGAAGUGCUGGAAGCCCUGGUCAUGCGCGGAAGGCCAAUCCCAGUAAGGCUUGAACAGUUGCCUCAGAUGGAGUCUCAAGUGGCGGCUGCAAGAGCGUGGAGAGACAGGGCAGCAAGGACAUUCUUGAAAAAGAAUUCCAAUUCUCCUUUGCUCGAAAUACUGUUACCAAGGAAAGACAUUGGCUUGUACAAAAGCUGUCCAAAACCAAGAAAGAAAAGAGAAAAGGAAAAGGAAAAAGAAAAAGAGAAAGAAAAAGAAGUAGUCCUUGACCUAGCCGCUAUCGAUGACUACAUCGGCAGAGAUCCACUCCAGCAAAUAGCGCAGUUCAAAGACGCUGAACUCAAAGAGUUAGACUCUGUUAAGAAACUACGUAAACUACACAUUGCAAGGUUACGCGAAGAAGAAACAAAGCGUGAGGCUGGAGAGAGCAUCGACGGACAGUAUUGUAUAUGUCGCCGCGGCCCCGAAGGCUUCAUGCUGAUGUGUGAACUAUGUAAAGAAUGGUUCCACGGUUCGUGUGUGCCUUUACCUCGAACGCAAAGCGGAAAGACUGUAGGAAAAGGAUCAGCUGGAAUAGAAGCCGCUAAAGAACUCAAAUAUCUAUGUCCUCUGUGCCUGCGCUCGAGAAGACCACGCUUAGAAACCAUUCUCUCGCUCCUUGUUUCUCUUCAGAAACUCCCCGUGCGCCUCCCAGAAGGAGAAGCGUUACAAUUUCUGACAGAACGAGCUAUGAACUGGCAGGAUCGUGCGCGUCAGCUGUUAGCGGACCAGGAAGUAGCUAAGAUAUUGGACUCGUUAAAUAAACCAGAAGCGCAGAGCACUGAGAGCUCACAGAACGUUUCGGAAGAAAAUCUUUCCGCAUCUGCUGCACUACUGCGACUGGCGAGCAUCGCGUCUGAAUUACCUUCAGCUGGAGGUUCUACAGAAAGCAGUGCUGGUGCUACGGCAAGUUCAUCUACAACCACUAUCCCGGCUAACGAAAGAAAGCCUAGAGUCUUGUUAUCAGAUGAGAAAAGAGCUGGUUUAGAAGAUCUCAUGAUGGAAGGGGAUCUUCUGGAGGUUACGUUAGAUGAAACUGAUCAACUGUGGAAGGCUUUGCGCACUCAACGAUCCUUUGAAGAAAAGGAAAGAAAGGUGUACGAUGUUAAACAAGACAAAGAGAAGAUCAAAAGGAAACGAAAAAAGAAAGAUGAAGACGAUAAGAACAAACCUUCAAGACGUUCUUCUACUUCUACCAGUACAACCAACACAGACAUCCCAAAGAAGCGCCAAAGAAAAAUGAAAUCAAACCGUGAAGAGAUCAUAAGUGUCGAUGAUGAGGAGGAUGAAAUGUGUGCAUCAAAGUCUUGUUCGCGGCCAGUAGGGGACGAAGUCGGCUGGGUUCAAUGCGAUGCUUGUGAGUUAUGGUUCCAUUUAGUAUGCAUAGGAUUGAGCUGUGAGAAAGCUGAGGCUCUUGAAUCCUACAAAUGUAAUUUGUGCGUGUCUCUUGUCGUGAAUAUCUCCAACACUAAAGGACCAUCACCUGAGUCUCCAGACUCAGUAAAUGUUGAUGUCGAUAGUACGACACCUUGUGGGAAUUCUCCUUGUGCUUCACCUUCACAACCUGCAGCAGAUGAAAAAUCAUCUAAGGUAGAAGAGGUCCAAGAGAGUAGUAAUCCACUUGCGGUACCAAUGGAUACUGAAAUCACCUCUGCACCAGUAGAGAAUAGGGAGAACUCAGUCGUACAAGUGAAUGUUGACUUAUGAUGUCACACAGUAAGUCCGGAAGUUCAAUGGAUAUAGUUUAUAGGGAUCUCUGGUGACUUCUCAUCAUGCAAAUGCGAAAAUAGUGCCCUGUUGAGCUAUUCUCAUUUUUGUACACAUCCAAAAAUAGUGAUCCCACAAUAUUGCAUCCAAGUUUGCUAUGCUACAAAUGGGCAUUUGCCUAGGAAUACUUGACAAUCAACAGAUUAAUUACACCAUUUUUCUCACAUACGAUAUACGAGUUUGCAUAAUUUGUCCCAUGAUUAGAAGAUGGACAUAUAUAUUUUUCGCUUAAGAUGCGUUUUCCUUUAAAGUGUAGUUUUUUCAACUAGACUCUGAAGACAAUGAUUCCAUGCUAGUGCAUUUUUUUUCGUUUAUAAAAUGCUUCCUUUUGCUUUAUUUGUGCUCAAAAGGAAAACGUUUCAAAGCGGAGUUACAAAUGAUGCAUGAUUCUAGUUCAAGCAGAAAUAACUUUUGCUCUUGAUUCUGAAGAAUACUAGAAGUUUUUGACAAAGCAAUAGUUUGGUAGUAAGCAACCACAAUCCUUAUAAUUUUCCCUUGGUGUCUUUAGAUAAUUCAGUUUUAGAACAUUGGACGUCAAGAAAAUCAACCACCAUCAUUCCAUAAGACAGGACUCAUUGUAGAACGUAUGGUGAGAGUUUUCUUUAAAGUAAUUAGUUAAAAAUUUCAGCUUUUCUUCCAGUUGUGGACUUCUCAAGGAUAAUAAUUUCACAACUGACUCUAAAAUAGAUGUGGUUAGAGUUGGAAAAUUACAGCACUGUGCUGUAGAUUAUAAUUUCAUUUUGUACGUAAUAUUUCAAUGGCAUUGCAUGAAAUCUUGUAAUCUGUCAUCGCAACAAUGUGAGUCCUGGAACAUUCUAUAGGCACAUGUUCUUAAAACUUUAUUUCCACAUCGGAGAAAUGCCCCAUUUAUUUUUACCAAUCUGGCUAAAUUGGUAAAGUUGAUCGACACAUGCUAUUGAAAAUGGCUUUAAAUCGAAUUCCAUAAAUUUUCUUUCCUGUUUCUUAUAUGAAUCCCACUUCUAUGCUAUAAUUCAUUUCUCCAAGCCCUAUUACCUGGUUGCAAGUAAAAAAUUAGAACUUAUUAUCCAUUGUAUAAACUGCAAGCAUACAUUAUCAUAUCAAUUUAUUUAAAAUACAUAUAUAAAACUAGGUGAUAACUGUUCUCUGUGUAUAUACUAUUGCUCCUUCUAAUGAUAAACAAUAAGAAUGCAAACACUCUUUCAAAAAUAUCAAUUUACAGUUAAUGAGAUUGCUUGAGCUUUAAUAUCAUUGAUAGUUAAGUAUGGCUUUCACUAGCAAGCAGAAUCAGAAUUGGAAGCAGCUUAUGAUGAAGUGAAAAUCAGAAAACAGACUAGUUAAUUGGAGUCAGAAACAUGUCCUUUUUCUUAUUCCUUUGAACAGUUUUCACUCACAAUUUCAUGCAUGAAUUGCUUCUAACUCUGCUUCAGACACAAUUUAAAACCAGCUUCAAGAAUUCAACAAAUAAGCUAUUUUCUCAGUAUCCAGUUAAACUUUAAUGGUUGCCACAAGCAUUCUAUAGAUCAUUUAAAAAAAAAUACUUGUCAGACACCCCACUACACUGAUCUACCAAUAAGAUUAAAAAGCAAUAAACAUUUAGUAAAACAGUUUUUCCGUAAUAACAAUUUUCUGUACAUUUAGCAUAAUCAGCAUCAGCAUUGCUAUUAUGUUUAACUUUAUUUAGUGAUUUUCGGUUUCCAGUUCCGAGGAUUAUUCUAUUUUUUGAUUGAUCGUAAUUUAUUCGACAGUUAAUACUUCAUUAUAUGGUAACUUUUGUAUACUGAUUUGUUUAUGUAGCUUUAGUGUUAACAGCAUUUUACGUCAAGAACACUUUAGCUGUUCCAGUCUUAUUAUUUAAGGUAUUGCCAAGAAAAUCAUACCUUUCAUAGCAAAUAAACAACAUUUGAAAACAUUUA
Molecule: messenger RNA, 6578 nt
Organism: Actinia tenebrosa (Australian red waratah sea anemone)
Lineage: Eukaryota; Metazoa; Cnidaria; Anthozoa; Actiniaria; Actiniidae
Product: lysine-specific demethylase 5A
Biological process (GO): regulation of DNA-templated transcription; chromatin remodeling
Cellular component (GO): nucleus; chromatin
Molecular function (GO): histone H3K4me/H3K4me2/H3K4me3 demethylase activity; DNA binding
Source: RefSeq, a predicted model, not a curated record